AUGGUGCACGAGGACACGGGUCUAUGGCACGCGGCGGGAUUCAAUGUAUCGAAAUGGCUUAUGAUCAUAAUACAUGGAUACCGGGUCACCACCCUCGUUCUAUACAUCCUGCUCAACGUACUGGUGCGCACCGAAUAUCCUACAGCAGUAACGGCUGAAAUAGUCGAUGUUAACAUGAACUCGUUGGACGGGACGACGGAAAAGCCUUUAGAUGUCGACCUGCCACCAACCCUGCCGAUGAUCUUUGGUACAGAAAAUUCAACAUCGGUUUUGGCGCAAUCAGGAUCCACAGCCCUGAUGCCCUGUGUUGUUCACAAUCUAGGAGAGGGCACGGUGUCGUGGACCAAGCGAAAGAACUUAAUGUUACACGAACUACUAACCGUAGGACUGACAACAUACGCUAAUGAUGAACGGUUUCAGGCAAUUCAUUUCCACCACAGUGAAGAUUGGACGCUUCAAAUAAAAUACGUCCAACCGAGGGAUGCCGGACUGUAUGAAUGCCAAGUGUCCACGCAUCCGCCUACGAGUAUAUUUCUGCUCCUUGAUGUAGUCGAAGCCAGAGCGGAGAUAGUCGGACCGGCGGAGAAAUUUGUGAGGCCUGGUAGCACAUUGCAACUUCACUGUCUGGUAAAGAAGUCCACAGAAAUACCAUCGUACUUCUUCUGGUAUCACAAUUUCCGGAUGAUCAAUUACGACGUUGAUCAAGGCGUCAACGUUAGCACUGAUCUCGUUGGUCGGGAGAGCUGGCUGGAGGUACCAAAAGCAUCAGAUCGUCACUCGGGUAACUACACUUGCGAGGCUAGUAAUGCCCAGCCGGCACGAAUUCUGGUGCAUGUUUUCAAAGGUGAUAAUCCAGCCGCCAUGCAGCACAGCAUGGCAUCAUCGCCGUCAGUGAUGGCCUGUACCGUGUUACUCACCACGUUCGUUACGCUCAAGCUAGCUUUGCAGACAAACUGGAGUUUAUGACGUGCAUAAGUGCAAGACUCGUGUAAACCCGGAGUGUGUUAGCGAAAUUGUGUAAUAUUGUCAUUUUUGUGUCGCGUGAUAUUCAUAUUCAUAUGUGAAGAUGUGCUCUUGUUACAAUCGCCGAAGUUAGAACGGCAACAUGUUUAUUUAUGGUGGUUCCAAUUAAAGAUUCAUCAUUAUUAUCAGAAAGGCUACCGGAACAUUUCAAGCUGUAAGAUUGGCUGUGAUUGCGAUACUGUUUAUUUGACGAUCAACCUUACGCUCUACACUGCCGGACAAAGUAGUAUAGAAAAAUUAGCUGUGAUUAUUUGUGUCAUCACGAGGCAAACGUCUAUUUAAUCUAUUAUGUAUAUGUACAUCUAAUCAUAGAGUUCAAGAAAGAAUAUGCAACAACGUAAUAUGCUAAUGCAAAACAGGAUAAUUAUAACCAUCAUUGUGGGAUUAGUAGUGAUCUAUCAUCAUGUGAUCGAUGGUACAUGUAUACCAAAAAUUUUUAAUCAGGAAAUAGUGUAUCCAACAAAGAUCAAUAUAAUAAAAGUAUAAUGGUAA
Cyphomyrmex costatus is the source of this 1515-nucleotide messenger RNA. Its product is annotated as igLON family member 5. Gene Ontology annotation, cellular component: neuron projection membrane. Lineage: Eukaryota; Metazoa; Arthropoda; Insecta; Hymenoptera; Formicidae. The coding region runs from base 1 to 966 and encodes 321 amino acids. The transcript has 4 exons. Gene Ontology annotation, biological process: synapse organization. The record is from RefSeq and is a predicted model, not a curated record.